GUUACAUUUAGUCAUUAAACAUGCAACUAUCGUUUUCUCACGCCUAAUCUUUCUAAACCAAACCUCACCCACUCUUAAACAACAUUUUCAAAUCAUUAAAAAGGAGAAUCAUAAGAACACAACAGAAGAAAUGAUCCCAUCAUUACAAACAAGAAGCUUCUAGCUAUUACGUAAACCCACCAAAGAAAACCAUUAGAUAAAAUGGCAGAUUCCGAUAUAGAGACCAGCAGCAACCAUAACAGCAACCACUCAACCGCAUCAACGACAAGCGUUCAUAUUUCAGCUCUCGACGGGAUAGUCAACGCAAAUUCACUCUUCACAGUUGCAGUCUUUGUCGGAAUCACAUUCGACCAACCACGUGACCUCAACCUCGCGGAUAGGACGGAGUGCAACGCGGGACGAGACGUGGAAAGGGACCUCGUUGUGUUCGAAGUGAUCUCAUUUGCAUUCUUCCUCUUCUCCUCCCUCGUGGCUCAAGGGCUGAAGCUAACAAUAAACUUGUUGAACAGCAAAGAAACAGACGAGGUUUUUAAAGCAAAUAUCAACAGUGAUCUGCUUCGUCUCGGUGUGGUUGGUGCAGCCGGUGGAUCCAUCUUGGGCUGUGUGUUCCUUCUGUUGUCAAUGGUUGAAGUUAUUCAGCUCCGUCUCGGGCUGCUCUCUUGUGGUACCUCACUGGCGAUUCAUACCGUGUUGGCGCUUGUGGUCUUGGUCUCUUCUGCUCUUAGUGUUUAUAUUUUCACUGUGUUUUACUCUUUCAGGAAAUGAUUGAUUAUCUUUUUACAUAUAUUAAGAACCUGAUAGAUGUAAUUUUGUAA
Messenger RNA from Brassica oleracea var. oleracea, 815 nucleotides. RefSeq lists its product as uncharacterized. The record is from RefSeq and is a predicted model, not a curated record. NCBI's taxonomy places the organism in Eukaryota, Viridiplantae, Streptophyta, Magnoliopsida, Brassicales, Brassicaceae.